This is a messenger RNA of Pseudozyma hubeiensis SY62, 1071 nucleotides long. Its product is annotated as alpha/beta hydrolase. The record is from RefSeq and is a predicted model, not a curated record. Gene Ontology annotation, cellular component: mitochondrion. Bases 1 to 1071 code for a protein of 356 amino acids. NCBI's taxonomy places the organism in Eukaryota, Fungi, Basidiomycota, Ustilaginomycetes, Ustilaginales, Ustilaginaceae. The transcript has a single exon.
AUGCUCGCGAUACUACCGAGAGAGUGUCUGCGAUCCGCUCGGUCUUCCUCACGCUUCGCACCGCUCGUCGUAGGCUGCAGCAAGCGUCUACUCUCGACACCUUCUUCCGACCCGUCCAGGUCGCACGCCGCCCCAGCGACGGGCCAGACAGUCGACCUGGAUUUCGAAGCAUACGAGCCCACCUCUGAACAGAUACAAAAACGUCGUACGGAAGUGCCCGUCUCCUCGUUGGUCGUGUGCCAUGGGUUGUUUGGAUCCAAGCAGAACUGGCGAUCGCUGGGACGCGCCAUGUCAUCCCGUUUCGGAGUCCCCGUCUUUGCACUCGAUCUCCGCAAUCACGGUACUUCGCCGCACGUCGACUCGCUCGCCUACUCGGAUAUGGCUCAAGACGUCAUCAACUUCAUGUCGUCCCGAAAGCUCUCCAACGUGGGACUGAUCGGACAUUCCAUGGGAGGAAAAGUGUCUAUGAGCGUUGCGCUGCAUCCCGAUCUACCGCAGGGGAUGAUACGCAAUCUGAUCAGUGUCGACAUGUCAGCGAAACGUGGACCUCUAUCGCCUGAAUUCGAACGAUACAUCGAUGCCAUGAUCGAAAUCCGCGACAAACCGUGUCGCUCACGCCACGAAGCUGAUACCAUCCUACAAGCCACCGAAUCGGAUCUCGGAGUCCGACAAUUCCUCCUCACAAACCUGACACGUUCUCCACCAGGUGCUGAAACGUGGAGCUGGAGGAUACCCGUCGAUCUCAUCCGCAAAAACAUUGCCCAGAUCGGUGAUUUCCCGUACAACCCUCCGAACGCGACGGAGGAGGAGUUGGCGGGUGCGAGUGAGUCCGCUCAGGAGAGGAGCUGGAAUGGUGAAACGCUCUUCAUCAAAGGGACGAAGAGCAAGUAUGUCAACAGGAAGAACAUUCCGACGAACCAAAAGUACUUCACCAAGUCAAAGCUGGUGAGGAUGGAUACAGGACAUUGGUGUCAGGCCGAGAAGCCGAAUGAGUUUGUACAGGUUGUCGAGGAUUUCUUGACGGGGAGAACGAAGGAUGAGACUGAGGAGGCGCUGCGACCUAGGAAGUAA